AUGCCACAGGAAGUGCUACAUGCUUCUGCACCGGCCUUUCACACACAGUACUCUUGUCCUCCACCAUCUUCCUCACUCAGCAGCAUCCAGGUGAGAAUGGAGUCCCAGUUCAGGCCUGGGUUCGAUGGAACCCAAGGCUACAAUGAAGGCUCGCCCCCGUCGACGAACUUACCGGGCUACAUCCUUCGCUUCCUCGCCGUCGUCUUCACCCUCAUCUCGACGGUCGUCAUGGGUGCUGCCAAGGAGAUCGUUACGCUUCUCAUUCGUGAUCCUCUCACCAACGAGACGACCACCCUCAUGGCGACGGUGAAGUCGACGUACUCCGCCGGAUAUGUGUACUUCGUAAUAGUCAACGCGGUGGUCUUUUUCUGCUCGGUGAUCGCGCUGGUGAUCUCGAUCGCGAAGAGAGCUGGGUCAGGCGGGACGCUGUUCGCACUCUCCGUGGCCGACCUGGUCAUGCUGGUUCUUCUCUUCUCAGGCAACGGCGCAGCGACGGCGAUCAGCGUGGUGGCCGAGAACGGGCAGGAAAACUUGGCCGGAUGGGACCGGAUCUGCGACACGGCCAGCAAGUUCUGCGCGCGCGUCAACGCCGCCAUCGCCAUGUCCAUGCUUGCGUCCGUAGCUUACCUACUGCUGGUCUUGCUGGGGAUGAUUGCUCUCAGGAGGAGGUCUUACUGAGCUCCGAAACCCAAGUAGCUUAGAUCACCGAUGCUUGUUCUACUGUUGGAUGUCGGCGAGAAGAGGUUGAACUAUGGAUUCUUGCGUGUGGCAAACAUUUACUGGAAAAUAUGGAUAUGUGACAGAAACUUAGAGACGAAAUAAUAAUUUAUUUUACUUUGCUAA
Messenger RNA from Musa acuminata subsp. malaccensis (wild Malaysian banana), 843 nucleotides. Its product is annotated as CASP-like protein 1E1. The record is from RefSeq and is a predicted model, not a curated record. NCBI's taxonomy places the organism in Eukaryota, Viridiplantae, Streptophyta, Magnoliopsida, Zingiberales, Musaceae.